Molecule: messenger RNA, 1026 nt
Organism: Aspergillus alliaceus
Lineage: Eukaryota; Fungi; Ascomycota; Eurotiomycetes; Eurotiales; Aspergillaceae
Product: ankyrin repeat-containing domain protein
Exons: 4
Coding region: 1-1026 (341 amino acids)
Molecular function (GO): protein binding
Source: RefSeq, a predicted model, not a curated record
AUGCACCUCCUCCACCUCCCAAACGAGCUCCUACAAUUAAUCGCCGGUAACCUGACGAUCGACCAAGACCUAAACGCAUUAAUCCAAACUCACAGUCGGUUUUAUCAUUUGCUGGAGACCCAGCUAUAUGAACAGAAUGCUCAUUUCGGCGAGAGUUCCGCGUUAGCCUGGGCCGCAGCGCACGGCCGAAUAGAGAUCGCAAAGAAAUGCCUUCGAGCUAACGCCGACGCCGACACUACUGGUCCUCUCCACAAAUCCAAUUUUAAAUUGAACUUGAGGACUUGUCCAAGUAUCAUAUUGCCUUCGGGAUAUGUCUAUGAAUGUGGCUAUCCCGACAAUCGACGCCGGUCAACGCCGGUCAUGCUUGCAGCAGUGUGCGGACAUGUGGAGAUCCUCGACCUGCUAGUCACGCACGGAGCCGACAUUAAUCGUGUGAUUGGAGAUUGUACCCCAAUACUCGGCACGAUAGGUCAUGGGCAAAUUGCGGCAUUUGGAUUGCAUGAAGACCAUAUAGACAUAGUGAAUCUGCUGCUUCAGUACGGUAUCGAUCCCUACAAGCACUCACCACUCGCACGGGCAGCACACUGGGGUAAAGUGAACGCAGCUCGUGCAUUACUAGAGGGAGGUGCAGGUGUCGAGGGAACAGGUGAACCCUAUGAAGACGCAUACUCCGAAGGACUGACUCUCCUCGCAUUUGCCGCUCGAUGGGAUUAUGUCAAAUCUGCUGAGGUGCUUGUCAGUCAAGGUGCCAGCGCCAACUCCGUGAUGCAUGGUUCUACGACGUUAGCUAUAGCGAUUGAUUAUGAUAGUGUGUCAAUGGUAAAGUUCCUUGAGAAUGGGGCUGACUUGAACAUCACGGACAUUCGAACUUCAGGAACAAGGCCACUGCUUUUACGAGCAAUUAAGAAACCAGAUGGCGAAGAAGUAGGCCAGGAAAUAGUGAGAACACCGUUAUUCUUUGCCACAGUUAAACAGAAUCUGGACACUAUGAGGCUGUUGCUCGGACAUGGCGCCGACCCAACCUGA